Lachancea nothofagi CBS 11611 is the source of this 1947-nucleotide messenger RNA. The record is from the annotation of a GenBank genome assembly. Lineage: Eukaryota; Fungi; Ascomycota; Saccharomycetes; Saccharomycetales; Saccharomycetaceae.
AUGGACUCCGAACAAGAAUCCAUCAACUCGUACAACUCGCGAGAUUCGCUGGGACAGGUGCCCCACACAUAUGUGCCGUCUGCAACUACGGCGGGACCACGUGUCCGCAGUGGAAGCCGGGCCGGCUCCGACCUGUCGUCCACCACGGGCCGCUCGGACCGCCUGCGUCUGGUUCCCACGGAAACCGUGCGGUCGCUACAGGAACUGGGCGUGUCGCCCGUGGUUCCCAUCCCCGACGUGAACGCCCCCACAACCGUUGGCACGGGAACCGCGAUUUUCCCCGAGGAGUACACCAUGGAAACGCCCACCGGGCUGGUGCCCGUGGCAACGCUGCAGUCGCUCGGAAGAACCCAGUCCGGGACCCUGGCUGCCACCCGGACUCGUACCAGACGACAGGUGGUGCCCACCGACGACGCCGACUCCGGCUCCGACGAAAAGAAAAUCUCGCACGGGUCCGACGACGUGGCCGGCACCGGCCGGCCCGGGACGGCCGGUACCGGCCUCGUCGAUGACGACGCAGAGGCGGUCCCCGAGUACGACCCGGAAAUUGAGUUUGUGACGUUCGUCACGAACGACCCGCAGAACCCGCACAACUGGUCCCUGUUCACCCGCUGGCUCUACACCAUUCUGCUUUCGGUGCUGGUCAUCUCGGUCGCGUACGGCUCUGCCUGCAUCACCGGUGGUUUGGGCACGGUCAGCGCGAAGUAUCACGUGUCGAACGAAGUGUCGAUCCUCACGUGUUCGCUGAUGGUGAUCGGGUUCUCGCUGGGUCCGUUGAUCUGGUCUCCCGUGUCGGAUCUGUACGGGCGUCGUAUCGCGUAUUUUGCAUCACUAGGUUUGUAUGUCAUCUUCAACAUCCCUUGUGCGUUGGCGCCCAACAUCGGGUGUUUGCUGGCGUGCCGGUUUUUGUGCGGCGUGUGGGCCUCGUCCGGGCUGUGUCUCGUGGGAGGGUCCAUCGCAGACAUGUUCCCACCAGAGACGCGUGGCCGUGCCAUUGCCUUCUUCGCCUACGCACCUUACUGUGGGCCUGUUUUUGGCCCGCUCGUGAACGGGUUCAUCUCCGUCUCCACUAAGCGCAUGGACCUCAUCUUCUGGGUCAACAUGGCUUUUGCCGGUGUCAUGUGGAUCAUCGUUGCCUUUAUCCCUGAGACCUUCGCACCCGUAAUUCUUAAGAGCCGCGCCGCGAAACUCCGUCGUGAAACCGGCAACCCCAAGAUCAUGACCGAGCAGGAGGCACAGGGCCUCAGCGUUCGCGAAAUGGUCCGCGCCUGCCUGCUCAGACCCCUAUAUCUCGCCGUCACCGAGCCCGUGCUCGAUCUCAUGUGUUUCUACGUUUGCCUCAUCUACUCCCUACUGUAUGCGUUUUUCUUUGCCUACCCAGUCAUUUUUGGUGAGUUGUACGGCUACAAGGACAACAUCAUUGGGCUCAUGUUUAUCCCCAUUUUAAUCGGAGCCUCUGUGGCCUUGGCGACCACAACCUUCUGUGAGAACCAGUACAUCAAGAUUACCAAGCGCAGAAAUCCAACACCCGAGGACCGUUUGCUCGGAGCCAUGAUUGGCGCUCCAUUUGCUGCUAUUGCAUUGUGGAUUCUCGGAGCCACCGCUUACAAACACAUCAUCUGGGUUGGUCCCGCUUCCUCUGGGCUGGUCUUCGGCUAUGGUAUGGUUCUAAUUUACUAUUCCCUGAACAACUACAUCAUCGACUGUUACGCCAUAUACGCCUCGAGUGCGCUUGCCACUAAAGUGUUUUUACGUUCCGCCGGUGGUGCUGCGUUCCCACUUUUCACCGAACAGAUGUACCAUAAGUUAGGUCUACAAUGGGCCAGUUGGCUCUUGGCCUUCAUUUCUACCGCCAUGGUUUUAAUUCCCUUUGCAUUUUACUACUACGGUAAAACUUUGCGUGCGAAAUUGUCCAAGAAGAACUAUGCUUUCAGCGGCAUGGAAUGA